UCAAACUUUCCCCAAAAAAACCCUAACUCCCGAAACCCUAGGCCACCAAUCAAUUCAUCGCCAUUUCCUCCCCAAGCAACCAGUCAAUUCAUCGACAAUUACUCGCCAAACCCCUAUGCAACCAUACAUUUCCUCGCCAAAACCCUAAGCAACCAAUCAAUUCAACUCGCCAAUUACUCGCCAACCCCUAAGCAACUCGCCAAAACCCCAGGUGGCCAAUCAAUUCAUCGCCAAUUACUCGCCACACCCCUAAGCAGCCACACAUUUCGUCGCCAAUUCAUCGCAUGAGAAGGAGAAGGAUGGGACUCAUCUCACUCGGCGAUUCCAAGCACCAAAUCGGCUCAAUUGACCGUGGACAUGGCUCCGUUAUCGACGAAAUCCCGGGCCUCAUCCGAGUCUACAAGGAUGGCCACGUGUACCGCUAUCCUGUCGUCCAAGAGUCCCCAUGUACGAUUGAAACUGGCGUGUCAUCACGAGAUUUCUCAAUAGAUUGUGGCUUGUGGGCCCGCUUCUAUGUGCCAAACCGGGUAGAUAAGCCCGCUCUAUUAAUCUACUUUCAUGGCGGUGGCUUUUGUGUCGGCUCGGCGGCUUGGAAAUGCUAUCAUGAGUUUCUUUCCAAGUUAGCCGUGAAAUCGGGCUGUGUUAUAAUGUCAGUGAACUAUCGGUUGGCACCAGAGCACCCGCUACCAGCAGCUUAUGACGACGGAUUUGUGGCUUUAACAUGGGCGAUUCGGCGUGUCGGAGCCGGCUCAGGAGCUGAUGACCCGAGCAGAUGGCUCGCACGUUGCGACUCUUCACGUGUUUUCCUUGCAGGAGAUAGUGCAGGAGCAAACAUAGCACACCACGUGAUGGCUCGACAUGGCUCUGAGCCAGGAUCUCGGCUCAGCUUGAGAGGAACCAUUCUUAUCCAACCCUUUUUUGGGGGCGAGCCACGAACCGACUCCGAGAAGCACUUGGUUCAGCCACCAGACUCGGCACUAACUUUAGCGACUUCCGACACAUAUUGGCGGCUUGCUUUGCCACCUGACUCGAGCCGUGACCACUUCUGGUGUAAUCCGCUGUCCUCCAAAUCACCUCUAAAGUUAGAGGAGGUUAAACUCCCUGCUAUUUUAGUGUGUGUUUCUGAGAAUGAUAUAUUGAAAGAUAGAGAUUUGGGUUACUGUGAGGGUCUGAGGAAAAUGGGAAAGAAGGUUCAAGUUAUGGUUUAUGGGGGAGUCGGCCAUGCUUUCCAAGUGCUUCAUAAUUCACCUAUGGCUGGGAUUCGAACCCUCGAACUUAUAUCACAUGUGGCUAACUUCAUAAACUCAUAGCCAUUAUGCAAACCUUUUCUUCUUCUUUUUUUAUUUUUGAGGGGGGUGGUUGUAAAAGUUUGGGUUGUUUUAUUUGUAGUCUUGUUUUUGGGUCAGUGAAAAGAAAAUAGAGGAUGUGAAGUUUGCUUGAGUAUUUGAUUAUUGGAAUGUAAAGUAGAGAGGAAAAGCAUGGAAAUUAUAUUCUUGUUACUUUUGGAUUUUCCUCCAUUGUUUUGGUUU
This is a messenger RNA of Amborella trichopoda, 1529 nucleotides long. Its product is annotated as putative carboxylesterase 17. The record is from RefSeq and is a predicted model, not a curated record. NCBI's taxonomy places the organism in Eukaryota, Viridiplantae, Streptophyta, Magnoliopsida, Amborellales, Amborellaceae. Gene Ontology annotation, molecular function: hydrolase activity.